Messenger RNA from Amoebophrya sp. A120, 1406 nucleotides. The record is from the annotation of a GenBank genome assembly. NCBI's taxonomy places the organism in Eukaryota, Dinophyceae, Syndiniales, Amoebophryaceae.
AAAAAUUCAAAAUACGAAAAACUGCGGUAAAAGUUUUUUUCGGCGGCACAAUCAAGAAGGAGCUAGGGGUCAAACACGCACAGCUGUUCUUCUCAUAGCAUACCCUGUCCCACCAUCUAGAAUUGAAUCAUUCAAGACUCCGACUACCUCACCUUCUACCAACUGCUUACUUCACCCUUGUAGCACGAAGCAAACCCGCGAGUUGCAUUUUAGUUCUACGACUUCCACCUCUUCAUUUACGUUUGAUCGUCGUGUCCCAGCCAAGCCUACUUCGUUUUCAAAACGACUUCAGUGGACAGAAGCUUGAAAUCAAAACACUGAAACAAUUCAAGCUAAGAACUAGUUCCAGUAGCAUCUUCUUCCUUGACAAGCAGAAUCAACACUCAUGGGAGCCAACCAAUCCGCACCUGCGCCCGUGAACAAGGGGGGGCGCCCGGUGAAAAGCAAUGAGCAGGAGAUGCAGGAGUUGCUAGACCAGAGGCCGCAGCGGACUCUGGCUCGGUUGCCGAACGGCGACUUGCAAGAGGUGGACGCGAACGCUCUGCUGGAGUGGUUUGUCAAGAAGGAGGAGCUGGAAAAAACGCACAAGAAGCGCGAGGACGAGCGGGCCAGAAAGCAGGCGCAAAGAGACGCGCUCCAGCAGGGAGACGCGGAAUCUGCGAAGGAGCAUGACAAGAAGCUGCUCGUGCUGCUGUUCCUCUCGUUGUGCAUCAAUUUGGGGUUCAUCAAGUACCUCUUUGUGUCCGGCACCUCCCACGCGAAUCUGUUUGAGUUCUAACCUCGUCGACAAGCAGGGCUUAGUUCCUGAAUACCGGUGCUGCAACCAGAGCUGGCGGUCUGUCGCACGGUGCGAUGAAAUAGAUGCUGGUCAACAUGUUGCCGGGACGAGUAGCGGUGAGCAUCUCUUGUGUAUAGAAAACUGAUGAUUGAACAGCACGAAUAGAUACUUCUUACAGAAUUUGCAAACUACAUCUUCUCUUCUGUAGUGCGAGGCUGCUGGUGAAAGGUAGCGCUCGCAUUAAAAUCGUUAAUGAAUGUACAACGUUUCCAUUUGAGAUCGCCAAUGAGCAUACAAUUGUUUCUUCUCUAUCUGAUUUUUUGUUUCAAUUUUUCCAUAGUGCAUAAAACGGUGAUCGAUGUUACACGAGAAGACAUAGAGACAUAGGUUUUUUCACUGUGGCGGUUGGUGGGGCAGAACGCCUUGUGUAUGGAAAAGUGUAGACUACCACCAUCACAAUAUGUUUAUGUUUGCCGCACUUCCGUGUCGCAAGAGCGUGGCCAGGUGGUGAGUAGACUGUCGGCCAAGUGUUGUUGUCUCUUUCUACAUUGAAUGGUUCCUAUCAAGAGCAAACACGAAAGUUGCUCAGUGCGCAGGGGUAAAAACUUAAACUUCUUUAAGCACAGAU